Molecule: messenger RNA, 2331 nt
Organism: Brassica rapa (field mustard)
Lineage: Eukaryota; Viridiplantae; Streptophyta; Magnoliopsida; Brassicales; Brassicaceae
Product: adenine phosphoribosyltransferase 2
Biological process (GO): adenine salvage
Cellular component (GO): cytosol; cytoplasm
Molecular function (GO): adenine phosphoribosyltransferase activity
Source: RefSeq, a predicted model, not a curated record
UGAACACCCGUAAUCCAAAUGAAGCCAAACUAUUGUUUCAUUCUCCAAAAUAUAAUAAAAAUAAUAACUUAAUCCCGCGCAAGGCGCGGGUCUUAUCCUAGUUAACUGGUAAAUUUGAUUAUAUAGUGCAUCGCCUUUCACAUCCAUUGUUUUCAAAUUAACUGGUAAAUUUGAUUAUAUAGUGCAUUAUAAUAUAUUGUUAUAGUGGAUAUUAUGAUCACUAUCAAUUGGUUGUUUCAAGUGAGUUUUAUUUUUAUUGUUUCUUUUUACAAUUUGAAAACAAGAGCAAUAAUAGUAACUUGGGAUGGAGACGUACGAUGAGUGGGUGAAGAAAAUGAGAGGGAGAAAUGGUAAGAGGGAUAAAUAAAUGCUAUAAAUACACCCAACGCCCCUUCUCUCAUUUUCUCCUUCUUCGACACGCACGAGAGAGAGAGAUGUUUGCGGUGGAGAAUGGGUUGCAGGGAGACCCAAGACUACAGACCAUCUCAGAUGCCAUUCGAGUCAUCCCUCACUUCCCUAAGACUAGGAUCAUGUUUCAAGACAUAACGACGCUGUUGCUGGAUCCAGUUGCCUUCAAACAUGUCGUUGAUAUCUUCGUGGAUCGUUACAAGCACAUGAACAUCUCUCUCGUUGCCGGCGUGGAGGCAAGAGGGUUCAUAUUUGGACCUCCCAUCGCAUUAGCCAUAGGUGCCAAGUUCGUUCCUCUACGUAAACCAGGAAAAUUACCCGGGAGAGUGAUAAGCGAAGAUUACGAGCUUGAGUAUGGAAAUGAUCGUCUAGAGAUGAGUAUGGAGGCUGUCAAAACCCACGAACGAGCUCUGGUCAUCGACGAUUUAGUUGCCACUGGUGGAACACUCUCCGCUUCUAUUAACCUCUUGGCGCCCAAUUAUACGUACUUUAGAGCGAGCAGGGGCCGAAGUUGUGGAAUGUGCAUGCGUUGUUGGUUUGCCUAAAUUCAAGGGGGAGUGUAGGCUGAAGGGGAAACCAUUGUACGUUCUGGUCGAGCCUAGCCAGUUAGACUAACUAACCUUUGAAGCAGUUACGUGGUCAACAUCUCUAUCUAUUUCUCCAAAAUUCCAGCUAGAUGUAAUAUCAAUGGUUAUGACAAAUAAUAAUAUGAUUGGUGUAACCAGUCUAUAUGUAGUUAAAUUGUUCAAAUCUUAUUAUAAUACAUAUGGGGUGAUUCAUGCUAUAGCUUAAUAUAGGUCUCUUAGGAUGACGUUUUUAGCGCAAUAUAAGAUACGGUCUCUUAGUUCUUAAAAGAUAUAUUUUUUUUAGUUUUUUUAGUUAAAAACUAAGAGAUUGUAUCUUAUAUUACGCUAAGAAUUUUACUUUAAAAGAUUUUUAUUAAUCAUGCUCUUAAAAGUUACUUUGUAGCUCGCCACUAGGCAAGCUGCUUGUUUCACCACAGUUCGGUUUUAAACCUAUUCGGGUUGUCUGAUAUGAUUUCUGUGAAAAAAUAAAGAAAUGAAGUUCAAAGUUGUGAGAAAAAGAAAAGAAAAAAAACGUUUUGGUGCAACUACGCGCAAAUAGCUAACGUGAAUAAGGUAAAAGUACAAAAGAGCCCCUGCGGCUAAUAGAGGUCCUGAAACUACUGUAGACAGAUAGGAAACCUGGAGGCUCCUUCUCCCCUUCUUCCCGUAGUACAGUAUCUUCUUCUUCUUGUUUUGACAGGGACAUUAGAAUCGAAUCAUUACUCCAUCUCCUCCGGCGUCAAAGAGGUUCCGAUGUUAUUCUCCUUCGAAAUCUCCACUCUGGCCCUCUCCGUCCUCUGUCGCUUGAUCAGCUUCGCACUGUGUUUCCUCACCUUGAACUGACGUUCUUGUGAAAGCACUAGAAGUCAAGAUCAUGGGAGUGAUUUCAAAGCUGCUAUGAAAAGCUUAUACUCUUUGGUUUCUGCUGAUGAUAAAAUAGCUCAAGAUUUCUGACUGGGUUGCAUUGUUAGUCAGGGAAGUGACACCCUAUCUACUGGUACUGAUGAUGCCAAAGUCUGUUCAGCAACUGUCUUGGAAGCUUUAGCGAAGGUGUUAAGCGCACGUGCUCGUGAACAAGUAGCAAACAAGUUCCAAGAGGAGAGUGCAGCAACAAGUAGAAGCCCUAAUCAAGGACAACGCAGUGCUGAAACGUGCUGUUGCAAUCCAGCACGAGCGUCGAACCAACAGCAGCUAGAGCUUUUGAAGCAACUGAUUCCUCAGUACCAGGAAAAGAUGAGAAAUCUGGAGGGAACCAUCGAGAUACUGUUUUUUUUUUUUAAUAUUGAUUGGAUUUUGUUAAUGGUAUAUAUGCUGAACAUGCACAUGAGGUCACAUAAUAAUUGGGAAGUUUGAAACA